UACUCUCUAUCAGAAUGUCAGGAAGUUCAGAACACUGGAAUAGACAAAGGUUUGAACUAAUCGAAUAAUUAUGUCCAACAAUUUGCAGUAUUCAAGAGACCUGGAGGAGAAUCUCAGGCACUCACGUGACUCGUCACCUGACCGGGACACUCCGAGAAAUAAAACUAAAAGGAUUAAAGUCGGUAACGAUAGAGAAGCACAGAUACUUCAAUUCCAUGAAAAAGUCUCAGAUUUGUUGAUUUGCACUGUCUGUUUGGCAAAUCCCAAUACUGAGAUAUACCAGUGCCACUAUGGACAUUUGAUGUGUAUCGGCUGCUUCUACAGGCUCCUCGCUGAUGCCAGAAUCAAGGACGAGCAAGCCAGGUGUCCCAAAUGCAGGGUGGACAUGUCCCGUAACUCAUGUGUUCGGAACCUGGUGGUGGAGCUGCUCCUCUCAGAGCUCCUCUCCGACUGUAUCUACUGUAACGCUACCAUGUCCAGGAACAGACUGGAGUCUCAUACUAAGGAGUGCAAGGGAAGACCAGUUAACUGCACGUACAUUAAAGUUGGGUGCACAUGGACUGGUGCCUCCCACUCCUCUCACCAACAUGCGGACGAGUGCGACUUUCAGCACCGCCCCGCACGUGACAUCAUCGCACAUAUAAACAAGAGCGACAGAAAGCAUGACGAUCAGAUUGGAAGAUUCAGGAGUGUCACAAGCUUUAUGAGCCACGCUAAACUCUUCUUUACAGAUAUAGUGUUGUCGCCGCACAGAACAGAUGAUUUCAUCCCACAACUGUUCUACGAGAGUUCUAAAUUCAACCUCUUUGGUCACUACUGGCUGGUGCGAGGACGGGUCCAGGGAGACGAACACAACUUCCAGCGGACCCUGAGCCUGAAGGUGGUCCUGAAAGGCAAGAGCAGCAUGGAGGUAGAGUUCUGCUUCACUAGAGAUGCUUACUCUACUGUGGAUAUUAUCCCGGAGGUAAGUAGACAUAGCUACACAGCAGAAGACUCCGAAUCAGACUAUGUCGAGAUAAAACUUGUCCAGCCUCUAGACCUCAACAAUCUGCUAGCUGAAAAGAGCAUUAAGUUCAGACUCUACAUGGCACAGCUGUAGUUAAUUAAUUACGCAAUUAGUUAAUUAGUGACCUUGAUUAGCGAGAUGUUUUGCUAAUUGAGUUAUUAAUAGACCUGAGACUCGUUGGACACGUUAUGUGUAUUACCGUAUUAAUUUACUGAAGGUUUGGUUAUAUUAUUGUAAACGAAGUUCAGUCAUUAUAUUAUGGAUAUAUGAUAUAAAGUUGGGAAUGAUAGAGUAUCUUGACAUAUUUUAAUAUACUAGAGCUCGAAACAGCAUAAUAUGUGACCUGGUUUAAAUGUUACAAUUACGAUUUAAAUUAUAUAGGAUCAAUAACGCAAUAAUAAUGACAGAUAACCCAACCCAAUACGGAACUACGGUAGAACCCACGGUGGAAAUUAAAAUGAAAUGCAAUGAUGCGUGUACAAGAUUAACAUAAAAUGCAAUAAUGCGUAUACUCCUCAUGGAGCUACAGUUUCUAUAUGUCCUGAUCCGCCGGCGUGAAAUUUACAUUCAUUAUGAGGAAUAUAGGGAGAGAGAGAGAGAGAGAGAGAGGAAUAUAGAAACCUACGGUUAUUAGGAUGUGCCACGUAUUAUGAGGCGACGUGACAUAACUUGUUAAACCGGUUCUCUUGCGUUUGUUUUGGUCUUCAGUCGUUAUUUGAGCCGUGCACAGUUUUCAUCCAAUUCAUUGCCAUGUUGUCAGGGACCGACUGAUAAUCAACAGCUCAUCGGGGUUAACUUUCACUUUGCUUUUUCUCAGUUAUUACAACCAAAUUGUAGGGUUGAAAUUAAUCAACAUUUGAUUCUGAAACAGGGACCAUUGCUCGGGUAACCCAUCACACUAUGCAGACCAAGUGUAUUUUAAACUAUAGUAUAUCUGGAUACCUGUUAGUUAAUACAUUUGUUUAAAACAAAAUCAAAUUCUAAGCUUGCUCUGGUAGAGAAUGUAGAAAAUCAGUUCGAUUUCAAAGUAUGUUGUAAAAAUAGUGUUGUACAAAUUCUGACGAAAUUCCGUCAUAAGUUUAGAAUAAUCUUAGUUUCAAAACAACAGUUAUUGUCUUGUUAUGGACGGUCCACAAUAAACUUAAAAUGUCUAUAUUGUAGCAAUGAUAGUGGAUGAAAUCUGAAUAAUAAUAAUCGUGGGGGUUACGCCAUUUUAUUGGUAUUUUGUUAAGUUUCUUGUUGUUUCUACAUAAAAUAUUAUUAUAUCAUUACGUUCAUUGAUAUUGUUAUUGUUUUCAUUGAUAUUGUUAUUGGUAAUGUUUCUAACAGCUGUCAUAUCAUGUAGGACAAGAUUAGUGACAGUUGAGAGUUUAAAGUCCAUCGUCAGAUAGACUACUAUAUAAUUAGUUAGAUUAGACAUGUAAUUAACAGGUGUACUCA
Bolinopsis microptera is the source of this 2446-nucleotide messenger RNA. Its product is annotated as zinc finger TRAF-type-containing protein 1-B-like. Gene Ontology annotation, cellular component: nucleus. Bases 71 to 1099 code for a protein of 342 amino acids. The transcript is spliced from 10 exons. NCBI's taxonomy places the organism in Eukaryota, Metazoa, Ctenophora, Tentaculata, Lobata, Bolinopsidae. The record is from RefSeq and is a predicted model, not a curated record.